GUAAUAACUCAUUUCUCAAACCAUACAAUUUACCGAUAUAAACUAUAAUUUAUUAAUAUUGAGUUUUUACUUUUUGAAAAAAGUAACCGGUUGUAUGCUUUGUUACGUUUAUCGAUUAUGAUGUAUUAGAACUUGUUAUUAUGUUAAAAUAACUAAAGAAAUAAGAGUGAUAACUACGUAACUACACGUUCUAAUGAGAAUUAAAAAACAUUAUGUGACAAUUUAGGUGAUGACUAUUAUUUAAGAAAGAUAACUACAACAAUGAGUGAGACACUUAGAACUUUAAAAGAACAGUCUAAAAUGAGGAAAAAAUUAUUGGCAAAAACACUUGGGUUUUCUGGAGUGCAACAGUUACGACGUGCUUUAAAUACUCGAAGGGAAAGAACAAUAGUGCGUCCAAUUUCUAAAGCUGUUAACAAAUGUACAGUACAAUCGAGCAUUCCUGAAGUAAUCUAUAAGGACUCUUCAACAUUUCUGAAAGGCACUCAGUCUUCCAAUCCACAUAAUGAUUAUUGUCAACAUUUUGUUGACACUGGACAGAGGCCGCAGAACUUUAUUAGAGAUGUUGGUCUUACCGAUAGAUUUGAAGAAUAUCCCAAACUUAGAGAACUAAUUCGUUUGAAGGAUGAACUUAUACAACAAACUGCUACUCCUCCGAUGUUUUUAAAGUGUGACCUCAAUUCGUUUAGUUUUAAGUCGUUAAACAUCAAGUUUGAUGUUAUACUAAUUGAGCCUCCACUUGAAGAAUAUCAACGUACUAUGGGAGUGUCAAAUACUAAUUUGUGGAAUUGGAAACAGAUAAUGGAUUUAGAAAUAGGAGAAUUGGCUGCUAAUCGUAGUUUUAUUUUUCUUUGGUGUGGUUCCUCUGACGGCUUAGAUAUGGGCCGGGACUGUUUACGACGCUGGGGUUUCAGACGCUGUGAAGAUAUCUGUUGGAUAAGAACCAAUGCAAAAAAUCCUGGUCAUUCUAAAAAUUUAGAACCAAGUGCACUCUUCCAACGUACUAAAGAACAUUGUUUAAUGGGUAUUAAAGGUACAGUACGUCGUUCUACUGAUGGUGAUUUUAUACACGCUAAUGUUGACAUUGAUUUAAUUAUAAGUGAAGAAAAUGAACAGAAUUUGAUAGAAAAACCAGUUGAAAUUUUUCACAUAAUUGAACACUUCUGUCUCGGUAAAAGAAGGUUACAUUUAUUUGGUAGAGACAGUACAAUUCGUCCAGGCUGGUUAACAUUAGGUCCAGAAUUGACAAAUUCUAAUUUUAAUACCGAAAUGUACAACGGAUAUUUUAAUAACGGUCAUGUUACUACUGGCUGUACUGACCGUAUUGAAGUACUACGGCCAAAGUCUCCUCCGCCAAAAUGUAAAAUACAAAUGGGUGUCAGAAAAAAUAUUUCCUGUAUGAACAGAGGAAGAGGGCGAAUUUGAAAUUUUUAUACGCAAGACUGAAAAUAGUUAUUUAUUAUACUAUCUCUCUACCUAAUGCUUCAUAGAGGGCUUUAGUAAUGUUUAUAAUAUCAAUUGUAUAUAUUGAUGUAGGGAUUAAAGUGACAUAUAGUACUGAUAUGAGUUAAAGUCUGUUUUUACUUUUUUUUUUUUUUAUGUACAUGAUAUUUUUAAAAAUGAUAAAAAUUGUAUACAUUUUCUGUAAUAAUUGAUGUAUUGGCUGUGUACAGCAGUUAUAUAAAAGUUUGAAUAUCGUGAUUAUUCACAAUUGUUUGUUUUUAUUAAAGUAUUUGCCUUUUUUUAUUUAUAUUAUUAACAG
Adelges cooleyi (spruce gall adelgid) is the source of this 1762-nucleotide messenger RNA. RefSeq names its product N6-adenosine-methyltransferase non-catalytic subunit (gene Mettl14). Bases 262 to 1425 code for a protein of 387 amino acids. Gene Ontology annotation, molecular function: mRNA binding. The transcript is spliced from 6 exons. Gene Ontology annotation, cellular component: RNA N6-methyladenosine methyltransferase complex; nucleus. The record is from RefSeq and is a predicted model, not a curated record. Lineage: Eukaryota; Metazoa; Arthropoda; Insecta; Hemiptera; Adelgidae.